AUGAGGGAUGAAAUACGUUCAUGCUGUCUGCGAACUACUACAUUCAUCAAGAGGGCGACCGCGUUCAUCGUUACUCAUGUUGGUUUGUGUUUUAUGGUGGCCGUUUACGCAGUUGUGGGCGCUUUCAUGUUCCAAGCCAUAGAAUAUCCGAAAGAAAUGGAAUUUCAAGGCCACAUCAAGAACGAUACAUGGAAUGUUGUCCACGAACUAUACGAUUUCAUCAACAACAGCACUGUGAUUGAAGAAGCUGAAGUGAAAAGUAAAGCUCAUCGUUUGCUCAAACAUUACGAAAAAUUGCUAGUAGAAGCUGUGAAUUUUGAAGGUUAUGACGAACAUGACGAUACUCGACCCACGUAUCAAUGGACGUUUUCGGGAGCAUUACUGUAUUCCAUUACAGUAUUCACUACCAUAGGGUAUGGGCACAUCUGCCCAAAAACAGAUACUGGUCGCUUGAUGACGAUCAUUUAUGCGAUGAUCGGUAUACCAUUGAUGUUAUUGUGCCUUGCAAAUAUUGCUGAAACCCUUGCGCAGAUUUUCACCUAUAUAUACUUUAAAGUAUGCUGUGCAUACUGUCGAUGGCAGCGUAAUCGUCGACGUAUUCGAAGGGCUGCCCUUUCAUUCCGUUAUCAUCCCAAUGCUGCUGUCAACAAUGUUCGACGAGUGCAAUCAUCCCGGUCGAACCAGCGCUAUAAUAACGUACGUCGACAUCCGUCGCUAAAUCGAGGACGCAGCCGAUUUACGGAUACGAAAAGUGUGCGCAGUUUUGGAAGAAGCCAAGAAGCGCGUCAUGAAGCGCAACGCUAUGACACGAUUAGUCUUCCGGGUCGGCGAAAAAUCAGUCAUUCACGGAGUCCCAACGGGACGAUAUCGAGGAAUACGUUCGCUAAGAAUGGCAGUGGAAGAUAUAAUCUACAAAAAUCGAAUACAACAAUGAAUAUGGAGCAGUUCAGCAUGCAUGAUUUGGACGAGAAACGUUAUCGUCGACGAAAACAACGACCGACAGCGUCGGAAAGUCCAGCUCGUGAUUACCGGGGAGGAAUACCAGUGAGAGCACAUCAUGACGAUACAGCCACUGAGAUGAAAGUAUAUUCAGUGUCUUCAUUUCAUGAUAUCUCGCAUGAGAAGAGAAGACGAAAACCAGACGAGGGGACCUCUAACGUGCCAAAUGUAGUGAUUUCAAGAACGAGAGAUGACGAGGUAAAAGCAGGCAGCGAUGUAGAAAGAACAGAAGAGACUAGUGCUCAGUUAUCGUUCUCCGAUGAUGAAGAUGUCGAUCGCAAGCCAUCACAGCGCGAGCCGAACGAUAUGGCACGAGAUCUUGUCCGUGAUCUUGGACGAGAUAAUCGAGACCAUUCCUACCAUGGAGCAGCCAUGAAGCAACCAAGCAUGGAUAGUUCAAUGUCGCGGAGGGUACGCGAAUUCGACGGGCGCUCUUAUAGGUCGGAUCGGUCAGAACGGUCGGAUGAGAUGUCAUUACAUUCAAUACGACGGCAGGGUUACGGCAACAACAAGGAGAAAAUGCCCGUUAGCGUUGGUAUUUGUAUCGUUUUCGCAUUCAUCUCAGGAGGCGCCGUGUUGUUCAGUUGGUGGGAAGGAUGGAAUCCGUUCGAUGGUGCCUAUUACUGCUUCAUCACUCUAAGCACAAUAGGAUUUGGAGAUAUCGUACCUGGGCAGGCACUGGAUGAAGGCUCACAGGAGAAGCUGAUUGUGUGUGCACUAUACCUGCUGUUCGGAAUGGCACUAAUCGCCAUGUGCUUCAAACUGAUGCAGGAUGAUGUGGUCCAAAAGGCACGAUGGCUUGGACAGAAAAUCGGCAUUCUAGCGUCUCAGCCGAUGGAGUUAAGCGAGCUCAUCGCUCGUCAUGCUUUUUUCAUUUUUGGUGCAACCGGAUCAGCAGCUGGAGCUAAACCACCACCUGAUCCAAAUAUUUUCACUGAAUUGGAGGAAAGAAUACCUGAACUUGGACAACUGGGUAACUUGUUUACUAAUAGGUAG
Messenger RNA from Cylicocyclus nassatus, 1995 nucleotides. NCBI's taxonomy places the organism in Eukaryota, Metazoa, Nematoda, Chromadorea, Rhabditida, Strongylidae. The record is from the annotation of a GenBank genome assembly.